AUGAUGCGCGCUCGUGAGUGCGACAUCGCAGUGGUAACGUCCUCGAAGCACUUCUUCGUGCCUAGCACGCCCGAAGAUAUUGCUGCGUACCGGGUCAACGAUAAAAGGCGAUUGGAAGGCCUUCUCGAGGAUGUUGUUGAUGUCGCAAAAGAUAUGGGUUUCUCUCGGACCACUAUCAACGGCAUUACGGACGGAUUGACCACCUGCGUUGACCAUCAGCAUAUCUGGGUGGAUGCGAAACAUGAACAGUUCGCUGCUGUAGUCUUGUACCUGAGCGCCGUACAAGCGGGUAUCAAACAGCCUGGUAUGUUGAACCAGCUAUCGAUGUGCUUUGGUGCAUCGAUGAAGGGUAUCAAGCAGCUACUCCCACCAGUGUCAAAACUGCUCAUCGAUACCAGCGCAAGGUUUGCCCUUGCUGACUUUAUGCAAACAUUCGAAAAGACAUACCCUGCCUAUCAAAAGCAUUCAAAAUAUCUUGCUCGGCUCCAGCUCAAGUUAUGGCGUCUGGUACUGGACCACUGUCUCUUCCCGUUCAAAUUCAUCACGGCGAACUGGCGACACGUCGUAACAUCCUGCAUAUAUGCGGUGACUACAGUCAACGACGUCUAUCUUGAUACCGAGGAGAUCAACGCCGCGAUAGAUGCACGUAGCCCUAGCAUUGGUGGCGAGGACCUGAACACGUUCCUGCUUUCCAAUAUUGUGGACGACAAAGCUUACCAGAUCAAGCACUAG
Messenger RNA from Alternaria infectoria, 732 nucleotides. RefSeq lists its product as uncharacterized. The transcript has a single exon. Bases 1 to 732 code for a protein of 243 amino acids. NCBI's taxonomy places the organism in Eukaryota, Fungi, Ascomycota, Dothideomycetes, Pleosporales, Pleosporaceae. The record is from RefSeq and is a predicted model, not a curated record.